UGUCUAUGCUGUGAUGUCAUCUGCCGGAAGAUGCAGCUUUACUGCGCUGUGACUGUAUUCCAGAGAAAGGCGUUUGACAGCUUGUCGGAAUAAAAGGAAAUGGGAGCGAGGGGAUAGCAUUACUCAUCUCCAUGGAGCGCCGUAUAACGAGCCAUCCUUCAAAUAUCCCGUUUUAGAGAAAAUGGUGCCCAGUUCAACGACUGGUUAAUAACAGACAGCCUGAUUUUUGCCCCAUUACAGUCAUAAUACAGUGAGCGUCGACCUUGCUGGUGUGGCCAUGAAUCCGGCGGAACAAACGGUUACUUGGCUCAUUACCCUCGGGGUUUUGGAAUCACCGAAAAAGACUAUUUCGGACCCCGAUGGAUUUCUGCAGGCUUCGCUGAAGGAUGGGGUCGUCCUGUGCAGGUUGCUGGAGCGGCUGCGUCCAGGCACUACUGAUAAAAUUAUUCAAGACCCCAAGAACGACAGUGAGUGCUUGAGCAACAUCACGGAGUUUCUGAAGGGCUGCGCGGUGUUUCGCGUCGAGCCAUUUGAGGCUGGUGACCUGCUUCAGGGCCAAAACAUCAGCAGAGUCCUCACUACACUGGUUGCCCUCAAUAAAGUAACUGCAGAUAUUGGCAUUGGCAGUGACUCUGUAUGUACGCGUCACUCUUCCGCCCACCGGAUCAAGUCCUUUGAAUCGCUGGCCUCCCAGUCUUCACUGGGCCGAUCUUCUAAAUUGCUCCAUAACCAGUUUCGCAGCCUUGACAUGACGGAUAACAGCAACGCUCAGUUAGUGGUUAAAGCUCGCUUCAACUUCCAGCAGACCAAUGAGGAUGAGCUUACUUUCAGCAAAGGCGACCUUAUCAGUGUCACUCGCACAGAAGAAGGGGGUUGGUGGGAAGGAAUCCUCAACGGCAAGACGGGCUGGUUUCCGAGCAAUUAUGUCAAAGAGGUCAAAGGGUCUGACAAACAGGUGUCCCCUAAAUCUGGAAAUCUUAAAAGCCCUCCCAAAGGUUUUGAUACCGCAUCCAUCAGCAAAACCUACUACAACCUGGUGCUACAGAACAUUUUAGAAACUGAAACAGAGUAUUCAAAGGAGCUCCUGAACCUUUUGACCAGCUACCUGAGACCUCUACAGAUGACAGAAAGACUGAGCCCUGCAGAUGUAAGUGUCAUUCUCGGGAACCUGGAGGAGAUCAGCACUUUCCAGCAGACUCUGGUCCAGUCACUGGAGGACCUCACCAAGCUUCCAGAGCUGCAGCAGAAGGUGGGAGGCUUCUUCCUCAACCUCAUGCCUCAGAUGAGGUCUCUUAAUGUGUCUUACUGCUCCAACCAUCCGUCGACAGUCAAUGUUCUCACCUUUCACAGUGAAGAACUUGGGGAGUUCAUGGAGGGCAGGGGUGCAUCUGUACCCGGUAUUCUCACACUAACCUCUGGCCUCAGCAAACCCUUCAUGAGACUGGACAGAUAUCCCACAUUACUGAAAGAGCUGGAGAGACACAUGGAGGAGGGUCAUCCAGACAGGACGGAAAUUCAAAAAUGUAUGACCGCCUUCAAGAAUCUAUCUGCACAGUGUCAGGAGGUGCGGAAACGCAAGGAGCUGGAGCUUCAGAUACUGGCAGAGACCAUUCGUCUGUGGGAGGGCGAGGACAUCAAGACUUUGGGUUCAGUGCUGUAUAUGAGUCAGGCUAUGGUACAGAACCACGGUUGUGAGGAGAAGAAUGAGCGUUACCUUUUGCUAUUUCCUCAUGUUUUGCUCAUCCUGUCUGCCAGUCCAAGGAUGAGUGGCUUCAUCUACCAGGGCAAGCUACCUUUGAGUGGGAUGACUGUGACCCCAUUAGAAGACUGUGAGAGUCAUAAAAAUGCUUUUGAGCUCUCGGGAAGCAUGUUUGAGAGGCUUCAGGUGAUCUGCUAUAACAAGCAGGAUUUCCACGACUGGCUUGAGCAUCUGAACCGACAGACGAAACACACCACCAUGGCAGCACCCAGCAUGAAACCCCUCACUGUCCCCUGCCACACACUCCCGUCUCACCCUCUGACGCCCUCCAGACAUGGAGAAAGCCGGGGCUUAACUGUUGCUCCUGCCUACCACACCCUACCGCACCCCUCCUCCCAUGGUACCCCUCACAGCACUAUGAUGUGGGGCCCGCUGGAGCCCCCAAAAACCCAGAAGCCCUGGAGCCUGAGCUGCUUGCGUCCAGCACCUCCACUCAGGCCCUCAGCUGCUCUCUGCUAUAAAGAGGACCUCAGUAAAAGCCCCAAGACUAUGAAGAAGCUGCUGCCCAAGAGAAAGCCUGAGAGGAAGCCGUCUGACGAGGAGUUUGCACUGAGGAAGAGUACUGUAGCUCUAGAGGAGGAUGCUCAGAUCCUGAAAGUGAUCGAGGCCUACUGCACGAGUGCCAAAACCAGACAAACGCUCAACUCAACAUGGCAAGGCACUGAUCUCAUGCACAACCACGUUUUGGAUCAAUCCAGCGCGGAUUCUCUGGGCCGCCGUAGCAGUAUCUCGAGGCCCGAGGCCACUUCUGACCUCUCAGAGGACUCUGACUAUGACAGUAUAUGGACGGCCCACAGUUACAGGAUGGGCUCUGUUACCCGUAAGAGCUCCUACAUCUCCCACCAAAAUUAAUCUCCCCUCACUACUAUUUCAAAUGAUAUUUAUUUGAAACUAUUUAUUUAUUUAUUUGAUGCCCUGUCAUGAUGCAUAUUUAUUUUGUUCAUUUUUAUAUUUAUUUAUUUAUCUAUCAGUGUUGUUUUAAUCACACCUCAUCAUUUUCUGCAUAUAUACUGUAUGCACUUUCCCAAAGCAGUUCCCUGUUGCCUUGACAUCUCAACUCCCAAGAACCACCAACCUCACACAACCUUUUUUUUAACGUUGUUUGCAUCGCAUACAGUAUUUAUUUAAGUGUCCUUUAAAAAUGUUUGUAUUCCUUCAUUCCCUGAAGUAUUGAAUUAUUAACGCUGUUGAAGGUAUAAUGCACUCAGAAGGCAACAUGGAGAGAUUCUGCUGUAAAAAGGAGAAAAGAUUAUAAAUCUCUUACAAUGUCUGUAAAUAUUAGAGUAUUGUCAUUCAUCUGAAAUAUGUGGUAUUUACUUGGACUCUGUUUACUGAAUGUGACGAUUAGAUUGAGCUGAAUAAAUGAGUUCAUGAAAUUCAUAUUUAUGGAUCUCAGAUGGCACCUCGGACAGUAUUACUGAGGACGUUUUGUUGAUAAUUGUGUGACAUAAAUGUAUUUAUUUUCAAUUUGUAAAUGUAUUUUGGACUUUUUGUAUGCUUGUAUCUAACAUGUAAGUUUACAGUGGUGUCUAUAGUGAAAAGUAUGGAAGUUUACAAAAAAAGGUUGACUUUAAUGUUGGUUGAAAUUCUAUUCCAUUUAAAUCAGGUGUGUGGAUGGUACUAGUCAAUAGUUCCUCACCAUUUAAUCAAGACUCUGUCAAAGCCUCAGUGUUUGAUGCUUUUCUCUUAUGUAUGACUCGUUUCUGAGACGAAGAAAGCCGACUUGCCAAUUAUUUCAAGAAUGACAGAGUAUAGUUCCUCUUGUUAUGUGAUUCCUUGUGACCAAGUUCUAUUCUGUGGUUCAAAAAAUAUAUGAACAAGAACAAAAUGUGAAUAUUUACUACUUUUUUUUGUCGGUUGUUUCAUGCAGAUAUUCUUAAAAUCGCUCAACGGAGAUACUUAAGUGAUGUUUACGUGGUUUGAAGACAUUAAUGUGUUUGUUAUAUAUAUGCAGAGUCAAAUAUAUGACAACAUGCCACAAACAUUGUAAUAUACAUUUGAAAUAAAUCUUGGGUUGUUUUGUA
This is a messenger RNA of Danio aesculapii, 3783 nucleotides long. RefSeq names its product Rho guanine nucleotide exchange factor (GEF) 7a (gene arhgef7a). The transcript is spliced from 19 exons. Bases 278 to 2611 code for a protein of 777 amino acids. Gene Ontology annotation, biological process: intracellular signal transduction. Gene Ontology annotation, molecular function: guanyl-nucleotide exchange factor activity; protein binding. The record is from RefSeq and is a predicted model, not a curated record. Lineage: Eukaryota; Metazoa; Chordata; Actinopteri; Cypriniformes; Danionidae.